Messenger RNA from Macadamia integrifolia, 2969 nucleotides. Its product is annotated as probable helicase senataxin. The record is from RefSeq and is a predicted model, not a curated record. The transcript has 4 exons. The annotation marks the transcript as partial. NCBI's taxonomy places the organism in Eukaryota, Viridiplantae, Streptophyta, Magnoliopsida, Proteales, Proteaceae. Gene Ontology annotation, molecular function: helicase activity.
GGAUAGUUUUGUAAACCCUAACUCAAUUUUAAGUAUUUUUGUUAACUUAAACUUUAAAUGGGUAAUUUUGUAAAAGAAAACUUAAUAUUGGGUAUUUUUGUUAACUGAAGCUUUUGAUGGGUGAAAACCAGAACCGGGUAAUCAUGUAAUUUUUCCAAAAUAAUAUUUGAAAUACAAUACAAUGGAAUGGGUAUGGGUUAGUCGAACCAAAUCAGAUCUGGUUCGGCCAAAUAUUCAUACACCAACCAAUGCUUUUUCUUCACCACGCAAAGAUUUCAAUACAGGGGUUCAGAAUUCAGAGAAUGAUUAAGUAUCAAACAUUUGAUUGGAUAUCCAGUACUCGAGACCCCAUCUCUCUCUCUCUCUCUCUCUCUCUGCUUUUUGAAUUAGCUUUCCUUUUAGUGAUGGACUGAUAAUGGCUGUCAGUUUCUUAGUAUGAAUAAGAAAGGAAUGGUAGCUUUCCUUUACGAGGAGGUCCUCUUCUCUUCUUUUUUCUAUCUUUUUUCCUUACUUAGGAGCAAAGAAAUCUGUUUCUUUCUUCUUCCCUCUUGCAUUUGAAACUCUAAGAAGAAAGGAAAACAAACACCCUCCUUGGUACUUUGAUCCAUAUGGUAGUUUUCUUGGAGACCGGAAGAAUGGUGUUAGUGGAAAGCUAUCUCUACUGCUUGUUGACACAGUGAGAGCUUAAAAUGAAUUCAGAACUUGUGGAUUUGGUCUUCUCAUGGUCUCUUAGAGAUGUACUCAACAAAAAACUCUUCGAAGCUAAGGUGAAGAAGAUCCCAAAGACAUUCUUGUCAGCAAAAGAUUACUUGGAGUCAUUCAUUCCACCCCUCAUUGAGGAAACACAUGCUGAACUAUGUUCAAGCAUGAUGGACCUGUCCCGAGCUACACCUAAAUGUCAAAUAGUUCAUCUUGAAAAACAUAAAGACUAUAAACUACCACGAAAUUUGUUUUAUAAGAUUGAAGUCUUAAAGGAGAAUGAUCGUAAGCAUGAUAAAGAUUUCUAUGAGCCACAACUAGGAGAUCUCAUUGCUCUGUCAGAUGUAAGACCAGUAUGCAUUGACGAUUUAAACAGGCCUAGAAGAUCUUAUCUUCUUGCUUUUGUCACUGCAAGAAAAAUUGUGGAUGAGGAAGACGAAGAUGAAGAAAGCUGCUUCAUCACAGUCCGUUCAUCAAAACCCAUUGUGUUUGAAGAAGAAGAACUGCAGAAGAAGAGGGAACCACUUUUUGCUAUUUUCCUGAUAAACAUGGUAACGAAUAUCCGUAUAUGGAAAGCACUGCACCCGGAGAUGAAGGGGGGAAACACGAGCGUUAUCAAUGAGGUCUUGUCCACUGAUUCCACUGUCGGGGUUGAUUGUGAUAUCUGCUUACUGUCACAAGAUGACAGAAUCAGUGGAAAUUCUCUUCUCUCAGAUCUUCAAACCUUCAACCUCAAUGAAUCACAGACCGAUGCAGUGGUAAGAUCCAUUGCUACACAGAGUUGCAAUCAUAAGAGUUCAGUGAAGCUUAUUUGGGGCCCUCCAGGUACUGGGAAGACAAAGACAGUUGGCACUUUGCUCUGGGUACUUUUAAAAAUGAAAUGCAGAACUCUCACAUGCACGCCGACUAAUAUUGCUUUACUGGAAGUCACAUCACGCCUCCUGAAGUUGGUCAGGGAGUCACUUCAGCAUCACAAAUAUGGCUUGGGAGAUAUAGUGUUAAAUGGUAAUGCAAAGCGAAUGAAGAUUAAGGAUCACCAAGAUCUUCAUGAUGUUUUUAUGGGUUAUCGUGCUCGUGAGCUUGCAAAAUGCUUUGCCCCACACUCAGGAUGGAACCACCAACUAAAUUCCAUGAUAUCCUUGCUUGAAGAUGCUGGUGCUGUGUAUCUUUUGUAUUUGGAGGAGAAAAAGAUGGAAAAGCAGGCUGUUUUGCAAAAUGAGAAAAAAAGAGACAAAAAUAAUAAAGAGAUAGGGGAGGAUAUUUCUAAGAAGUUGAGGGGGAAAAAAAUUGUUAGGAACUCAAAAGAAGGCAAAUGCAAAAAAAUAUGGCAAGAGAAGACUCUUGCUGACAACAGUAAACAAUUGAAUUGCCUGGAACCAGAGUAUUCUUCUGAAACCAUGAAAACUGAAGGGCAGGAUGAUGAGAAAAUAAAUGUUAGGAACUUAAAAGAAGGCAAAAGCAAAAAAAUAUGGCAAGAGAAGAUUCUUGCUCAUGACAGUAAGCAAUUGAAUUUCCUGGAACCAGAGUACCCUUCUGAAACCAAGAAAAUUGAAGGGCAGGAGGAUGAAAAAAAAGAGGUUUUGGCAAUUGAGGAGUUUAUCAAGAAAAAAUUCAUCAACAUUCAGAUGGACCUCAAAUUCUCCAUUCAUACCUUGUGUAAACACCUACCUACAUCCUACAUUUCAGUGAGAAUAGUAAAUGACAUGAUUAAAGCUCUCCAUUUGCUUGAAUGUCUUGGAACUCUGACUGAUAAAGACCUGAAGCGUGUCUUUGUUGAUUCUGAAGAUUUAAAGACCAAAGUUGGUGGCUCCAAUACAAUCAAGCUAGAUAGUAGCAGAAAUCAGUGCCUUCAGAUUCUCAAAUCCCUUCAAAAAGAAUUUUCUGUUCCCAAGUUUAUGGAUAAAUAUUCAAUCAGCAAGUUCUGUUUGCAACAUGCUUACCUGAUUUUCUGCACUGCCUCAAGCUCAGCUAAGUUGCACACAGAUGGGAUGAAACCACUGGACAUUUUGGUUAUUGAUGAAGCAGCACAGCUUAAAGAAUGUGAAUCAGCCAUUCCCCUCCAACUCCCUGGUGUCCGGCAUGCCAUUCUCAUAGGUGACGAACGGCAACUGCCAGCAAUGGUUCAAAGCAAGAUUUCAAAGGAGGCUGAAUUUGGAAGAAGUCUGUUUGAAAGGUUGGUAUCAAUGGGACACAAGAAGCACCUUCUCAAUAUCCAGUAUAGAAUGCACCCAUCAAUAAGCUUAUUCCCAAACACAGAAUUCUAUGGAAAG